Molecule: messenger RNA, 720 nt
Organism: Puccinia graminis f. sp. tritici CRL 75-36-700-3
Lineage: Eukaryota; Fungi; Basidiomycota; Pucciniomycetes; Pucciniales; Pucciniaceae
Exons: 3
Coding region: 1-720 (239 amino acids)
Source: RefSeq, a predicted model, not a curated record
AUGGAUCAGAUUUUCGGAGGCAAGCCAAAUGUUACACCGGCAGCUCAAUAUGAGUCUCAAGGCGGGAUGGAGCUAUACAAUCAACCAAUGGAUGAUGACCAACUUCGAUCCACCGAGUUGUUUUGCUCCAAUCGGGAGGUAAAUGAAAAUCAAGAGAAUUUGUCAGCCCAAGAUCAACCUGAAGAUCAAUCUCACAUUGCUGCUGCCGGUGAAGAAACCACCAUGGGAGGAAAUGCUGAGUUACCUGAAGAACCAAAUACCAGGUCUACUCCAGCCUUGCAAGCAGAAACCCGUCUUUCUGUCCAAUCUCAGCUGUUGCCGCAUCAAUUGUCCAUCCAAACUGGGACCAAUCAGCCCCGUCGCACCAUGGCAUCAAUUCUUGGCAACCUCCAGAGGUCGGUUGCCCUUGAUGAGGCUGAAGAUGCUGCAGAUGAAGUCGAAGAUCCACCAAUCGAACCUGGUCCCUCUCAAGGUCUUUUUGCAAAUCAGAAUGUGGACAACCAAUCAGUUCCGGGACCAAGACGAGAACCAACCGGAAACCAAAAGGGAAAUUCAACUGUUGCAGCUGCAUUCAAAUCAUCGGCCGACAAAAAAUUCUCCUACCUCAACAAGCAUAUGGCUAUGGAAGAGCCCAAUGCCAAGUUACGUAUGGCUGAAAAGCUGAUGAGUGAGGGACGAAGCGCUGCUGAGAUUGAGAUCAUCAUGAGAUGUGCAUUCUAG